Molecule: messenger RNA, 1330 nt
Organism: Onthophagus taurus
Lineage: Eukaryota; Metazoa; Arthropoda; Insecta; Coleoptera; Scarabaeidae
Product: cystinosin-like
Biological process (GO): L-cystine transport
Cellular component (GO): vacuolar membrane
Molecular function (GO): L-cystine transmembrane transporter activity
Source: RefSeq, a predicted model, not a curated record
GUUGUCCUUAUCAAGCUGUGCAUUUCACAUAAAUACCGUAGUACCUAACGAAGCGGUACUUUAAGUGAAUCGUACAAAGACAGAUUUUUUUCUAUAUAUUUAUUUGUAUACGUAUCUUCUUCGGCCUGUUCAAACGAAAAUAGAAACGAUGUGUUCAUCAAAGAGUGUUAUUUUUUGUUGUAGUGUAUUUAUUCUACUGUUAGUUAACCUUGGAGAAUGUAACCUUGAGUUUGCAGAGAAGAAUCUCAAUUUAUUAACAGACGAAACCAAAGUGAUACAGUUAAUAAUAAGAAAUUUAACAGAUACAAACAUAAGAUUUAUUGUAGAACAUACUGGAAUAUUAGAAGUAACUCCUUAUGGAGACCCCAAUGAUACAGAGAAUGAUUUUAAAAUUCAAAAUGUUAGUAUACGUGCUCUUAAAGCAGGAGAAACUCUUUUAUUUACAAACGAAUCAUCAAGCUCGAAUCAAGCUUUCAUACGGGUUCAAGUCUAUAAAAAUCAAUCGGUUGAAGUUAUAUCAUUGAUUAUGGGUUGGGCUUACUUUUUAGCUUGGUCCAUAUCGUUUUAUCCUCAAAUUUGGGAAAACUACAAAAGAAAAAGUGUUAUAGGUUUAAACUUCGACUUUUUAGUAAUAAAUCUAACAGGAUAUGUUUGCUAUGCAGCAUUUAAUUUGGGAUUAUACUACAUUCCUGAAAUUAGGGCUCAAUAUGCUGAAAGAUACCCUUUUAGUAUAGUUUCCGUCCUACCAAACGAUAUUUUUUUUACAAUUCAUGCUUUAAUUCUUACAAUAUACACAUGCCUCCAAUGUUUUUGGUACGAUAAAGGUGACCAAACAAUUUCCUGGUUCGGUUACGCUUUUCAUGUUGUUACCGGGAUAAUCACAGUGGUUACAAUGAUUCUAUGUUUCGUUAAUUAUAUAUUAUGGUUGGAUUUCUUAUACAUUAUGUCGUACAUAAAAUUGACCGUUACGAUUUGUAAAUAUGGUCCUCAAGCCAUUAUGAAUUACCAAAGAAAAAGCACGGAUGGUUGGAGUAUAGGAAUGGUUCUUUUAGAUGUUGCUGGUGGAAUAUUUUGUACUUUGCAAAUGUUUUUGAAUGCUUACAAUUACGAAAAAUGGGAAUGGAUUUUAGAAAAUCCAACGAAACUGUGGUUAGGAGUUUUAUCACUUUUAUUUGACUUUUUCUUUAUGGCUCAACAUUAUUGUCUUUACAACAAAAAUCACGGUUUGACGAGAAAACGACAACAAACGAUUGAUCUCCGAAUGGACCCUCAAAAUGAAAAAGAAAGUCUUCCUGUGUAACAACAAAAUAAUAAUAAAUAUUGACACGAC